AUGUUGUGUACGCUGACUCUCAGUGUCCAUGUGAGCUCUCCAAAGCCCAUCUCCAAACUAGAGUCCAACUGCACUCUGGAUCCUCAAGUGUUCUUCCAUUCUGAUCGCACUCAGGCUACGGUGGAUCUGAGUCCUGGUCACAUGUUUGAUAAGGACUUUGAGCUGUUUGUGUUCUAUCAGGAUACCCAUCAGCCCUCUGCUAUAGUGGAGGCAGGAGUGACCACUGCCCUGCCAGGCUCUCUGAUGAGGGACCCAGUGGUCAUGAUGAGUUUGUACCCAGAGUUCCCAGAGGAAGUGAUGUCAUCACUGGCAUCUCGAGGCGAGUUUAUUUUCUUGAUUGACAGAUCAGGCAGUAUGGGCAGCAUGAUGCAUCAUGAAAAAGGAGCACAGAUACGCAUUGAAAGUGCAAAGGACACUCUGCUGUUACUGUUGAAGAGUCUGCCCAUGGGUUGCUAUUUCAAUAUCUAUGGAUUUGGCUCUCGUUUUGAGUCCUUCUUCCCUCUGAGUGUCGAAUACAAUCAGGACACAAUGGAUCAGGCUCUGAAGAAAGUGAAGGAAAUGCAAGCAGACAUGGGCGGCACAGAGAUUUUACAGCCUCUAAAACACAUCUACAAUCUACGUUAUCACCCUGACCACCCCAGACAGCUGUUCGUCUUCACUGAUGGACAGGUGGGAAACACUAAAGAGGUGCUGGACCUGGUGAAAAGUCACGCUCACUCUCACAGGUGUUUCUCAUUCGGGAUUGGUGAGGGUGCAAGUGCCGCCCUCAUCACAGGAAUGGCCAGAGAGGGAUCUGGUCACGCUCAGUUCAUCACAGACACCGACCGCAUGCAGCCCAAAGUGAUGCAGUCGCUCAGGUUUGCGCUGCAGCCCGCUGUGGUUAAUAUCUCUGUGGAUUGGACCCUUCCAGAUGGAGUUACUGUUGACACACUGUCUCCACCGAUCAAUGUGCUCUUCCAGGGUCAAAGAACACUCAUUUAUGCCCAACUGAAAGGAGAGAGUUCAGGAGGCUCUGAGGGAACAGUGACAGUCAAAUACAGUCUGAAAGAUCAACCAGUAACAAACCAGCUCCACUUCUGCCUCAGACCAACUGAGGAAACUGGGUUGUCCAUCCACCGGCUGGCGGCUCGGACUCUGAUCCGUUCUCUGGAGCAGGAGGAGAGGUCAGGUGCUGCAGAUGUUGAGGGCAUCAGGAGCAGGAUGGUGGAGCUCAGUGUUCAGGCAGGAGUGAGCAGUGUUCAUACAGCCUUCAUUGCUGUUAAUAAAGACAGCAGACAGACUGUGAAAGGACCCCUGAAGCAGAGAAGAGUGCCGACACGCGGGUCACAGUGGCAGAUUUUACAGGGGAGUGGAUUUAACAGCAUGUCAAGUUUUAGUUUUCUGGCACAAGGGAUGCUAUAUGGAGCCAUACCUGUUGCACAAACUGCUCAGUCAAGGGCCUUUGGAAGCUUUAUGUCAUCACCAGUUGCACAAUCUGCUCAGUCACUUGCCUUUGGAAGCUUCAAUUCAUCUGCAGCUUCACAAUCUGCUCAGUCACUUGCCUUUGGAAGCUUCAAUUCAUCUGCAGCUGCACAACCUGCUGAGUCGAUGACCUUUGGAAGCUUUAAUGCACCGUUGUUUGGAUGGCUGCCAGUGCAAGCUGCUCCUGAGCCCCAAAAGGACCCGUUACUGCAGCUGGUUUCUCUCCAAAAGGCAUCAGGCUGCUGGGAUCUGGACGCCACACUGGCUGAUGUGUUUGGGAAGACGGAGGAUGAGCUGACCAAUCAGAAACCAGCACAGGUGGAUGGGUCAGUAUGGGCCACUCUCCUGGCUCUGAUCUGGUUAUACGGCUGUAAAAUAGAGCAGCAGGUGGAGUGGCAGUUUGUGGCCAUGAAGGCAGCGUCAUGGAUCGGCUCUCAGAAAGUGGGUGAUCUGUCUCAGUGUGUGUGUGUGGGGAAUGUCCUGCUCGGAUGUCAGGUGACCAAAGAGACUCUGGGAAUCUGAAGACGUCUGUGUUUCUUCAUCCUGAUCCAUCAGAAGACAAAAGAACAGAUACUGUUACAUUUACUGUUACUCUGUUACUUAUUUUAGUAAAAUUUUAUUUGCUCAAUUCUACACCAAAUUCUAUAUAUGUUACCUGCACCGUUUGAGUUUUAUGUACCAAAGUAAAAAAACAUAUAUAAUAAUGUUUCCAAGA
This is a messenger RNA of Sinocyclocheilus anshuiensis, 2176 nucleotides long. RefSeq names its product von Willebrand factor A domain-containing protein 5A-like. The transcript has 19 exons. The coding region runs from base 1 to 1983 and encodes 660 amino acids. NCBI's taxonomy places the organism in Eukaryota, Metazoa, Chordata, Actinopteri, Cypriniformes, Cyprinidae. The record is from RefSeq and is a predicted model, not a curated record.